CUCCUCAAUGCCCCCGGUUAGGCCUCCGUGUUGAGUUCCGAGAGAGAGACGGCAAGGGCAUGAAGAUCGGAGCCGGGUACUCCAAUGUUGUGCAGUUAUUUAAGCGUCGUGGUUUUGUAUUUAUGUGCCUCCUCCCCAACCCUGGGAGUCUCAUUUCCUUCGUUUUGACAAACAUUUAGCCUAGCAUGGUAGCUAGCUAACGCUCCAGGUAACAAUACAGUAAUAAACAAAAGUCCAAGGUAGCGGCGAGCGAGCGAGACGGAAAAAGGAAAGCUUCCACAUGGCGUUAAUCCUGUUUACGAGGUCGAGGGCACCAUUAAUGACAACCUCCAGGUCGUUAAACAACGAUCUACGAAAAGCCAAAGGGAAGCUCAAAGAUGCCUCCUGCUUCAACUGCACUGCGUUAAGACUCUCCAGUCAGAGACUCGACGAGUUGCGAUUAGUCAGCGCAGCCCAGCUCUCUCAGUCGAGCCCCUCGCCCCGCUCGACCGUCGCCCACCGCCGGAGCUCGGACUCGGGUCAGCUAUUAUGCGCCCGGGUGACCCCUCCGCCGUACGCCGGCAUUUCCAGCGGCACCAAGCCGUGGCGGCGGGACGUGCGCUGGCUCCACGCCUCGCCGGCUCGGCGGGACGACUCCAAGGUGGAGAAAUCGCUGCGCUCGCUGAAGGACAAGAUGAAGCUGGAGGAAGGCGGGCCCGUGUACAGUCCCGCCUCCGACGCCGAGCCCGUCCGACGCACGCUGGGCCAGCGAGUACUGGACGAAAUCAAACAUUACUACCACGGCUUCAGGCUGCUCUUCGUGGACACGGGCAUCGCCGGACGCAUGCUGUGGCGGGUGCUCAACGGCCACGGCCUGUCCCGCCGGGAGAGAAGACAGUUCCUCCGCACCUGCGCGGACGUCUUCCGCCUGCUGCCCUUCCUGGUUUUCAUCAUCGUCCCCUUCAUGGAGUUCCUGUUGCCCGUGGCGCUCAAGCUGUUCCCCAACAUGCUGCCGUCCACUUUCGAGACGCAGUCCAAAAAGGAGGAGAGGUUGAAAAAGGAGCUUCGCGUCAAGCUGGAGAUGGCCAAGUUCUUGCAGGACACCAUCGAGGAGAUCGCCUUGCGUAACAAGGCGGCCCAAAGUGACGUGGCCGAAGAGUUCUCCACAUUUUUCCAGAAGAUCCGCAACUCGGGCGAGCGUCCCAGCAACGAGCAGAUCUUGCGCUUCUCCAAACUGUUUGAGGACGAGCUGACGCUGGACAACCUGACCCGCCCCCAGUUGGUGGCGCUGUGCCGCCUGCUGGAGCUUCAGUCCAUUGGCACCAACAACUUCCUGCGCUUCCAACUCAUCAUGAAGCUGAGGAACAUUCGCGCCGACGAUAAGCUGAUUGCCGAGGAGGGGGUGGAGAGCCUCAACGUGAACGAGGUGCAGAGCGCCUGUCGGGUUCGAGGGAUGAGGUCGCUGGGCGUCACCGAGGAGCGACUCCGAGAGCAGCUCGGCCAGUGGCUGGAACUUCACCUGAAGCAGCAGAUCCCCACCUCCCUGCUGCUGCUGUCCCGGGCCAUGUACCUGCCCGACACGCUGUCCCCCGCCGACCAGCUGAAGAGCACCCUGCAGACGCUCCCCGAGAUGGUGACGAAGGAGGCCCAGAUGAUGGUGGCGGAGAUGGAGCUGUCCAAAGUGGACAACAAGACCAAAGUGGAGACCACGCUGCAAGAGGAAGCCGCCAUUCGCCAGGACAACAAGGAAAGGGAGAUGGAGAGGCUGGCCGACGCUGCCGAGAAGGCCGCCAGGGACGGCGAGGAGCCGGAAACCCGAGCCAGCGGCCAGCCGUCGCCUCAGGCCGACCUGCUCAGGGACACGGCGCCCGUCGUCGAAGGAGUUAAGUUUGAAGCGUGGCGGACAUUCCUGCGUUCCCAGGGCGAGGAGAUCACCAAGGAGGAGAUCGACCUGAUCAGCGACGCCUGCUCCAAACUGAAGGAGCAGAAGAAGCUGCUGACGUUGGAGAAGGAGGAGCUGGAGGAACUCAAGGACGACGUGCAGGAGUACAGCGAGGACCUGGAGGAGAUCAAGAAGGAGCUCUCCAAGACGGGCCAGGAGAAGGCGGUGUGCGAGUCCAAGGCCAGCCAGCGUCUGUCCAAGAGGGUCAACCGCAUGAUCGGACGUAUGGACAAGAUCAUCGGGGAGCUGGAGAAGGACAAGGUCAUCCUGGACGGACAGAUGGACGGCGGAACCACGCCGCCCGUCGGUCUCUUCUACGCCUUCAGGGAGAACCUGAUCAGCAUCGACGAGCUCAUCGGCGUCAUGCGGCAGAUCCAGAACAUUCCCGAGCACAAGCUGCAGAGCAUCGCCGAGACGCUCGACGACAACAAGGAUGGCAAGAUUGACAUCGACGACGUCAUCAAGGUGGUGGAGCUGAUCGACAAGGAGGACAUCGACAUCACCACCACGCAGGUGGCCGACAUCAUGACCAUGCUGCAGAAGGAGGAGAAGCUGAUCGAGAAGGAGAAGGCCAAGGACAAGGCGGAGAAGGAGCAGGCGGCCAACCUCAAUGGCUAGAAGAGGAAAGACCGGCGAGGGAGGGGGGGCAAAGCUUUCGCAGGUGAACUCAACUAUUGGCGACCUUGCGAAAACAAAACUGGAGCAGCUCCUCGUUGCCUCGAGAUGGCGCUCGCGUGUUGUUUUCUUAUUUAUUGGAGCACGGCACACGUCGGGAGUCGUCCGUCGGCGAAAAGCUCAACAAAGCCGAUGCUUUCUGCACUUUAGUAAAACGCCAUUCCUCCUCCUCCUCGUUCAUCUCGACCGGACACUCGCUUUCACCAAAGAAGACGCGCUUCAAAUCAUUUCAUUUUCGCGCCGCUUCAUUUUUUCCCCCUUUUCAUCGUCAACGCGCCACGUCAACGUCAAAGCCGUCCUCUUGUUGUUGCGCCGUAGGAACGCCACAACAAUUCAUAUUCAGCGUUUAUUUUUAUCAUCAUGAUACAUUUUUUGUAUGAUUGUUUAGCGCUUGUCGUGACUUGUUUUUAUGAUGAUUUUGGUGUUAUUUGCUUUGGACUGCCGGCGCG
Hippocampus zosterae (dwarf seahorse) is the source of this 3045-nucleotide messenger RNA. RefSeq names its product leucine zipper-EF-hand containing transmembrane protein 1 (gene letm1). Bases 281 to 2539 code for a protein of 752 amino acids. Lineage: Eukaryota; Metazoa; Chordata; Actinopteri; Syngnathiformes; Syngnathidae. The transcript has 15 exons. Gene Ontology annotation, biological process: intracellular monoatomic cation homeostasis. Gene Ontology annotation, molecular function: calcium ion binding; ribosome binding. Gene Ontology annotation, cellular component: mitochondrial inner membrane. The record is from RefSeq and is a predicted model, not a curated record.